UUGGCGCACACGCUUCGGUUUGUCCAUGUGCUGAUACUCUACCCUUAGCCACGACAUUUAUGUGAAAUAAUUUCUCCAGUUUGAAUUUGAAAAAUGUUCAUUACGGAGGGAGCGUUUGCUCUGAUACGCAAAGAACAUUGCUACAAACUUGUCAAAAUCUCCUCAGAAAAGAAAGAGACAUUCGAUGGAAAAGUGUUCUCUCUAAGAAAUGCGAUCGGUGUUCCGUUCGGCUCCACAUUUUUGGUUUCUGGAGAUCAAGUUCAUCCAAUUAAAUAUAAAUCUCUAGUUGAUAUAGAAAAUCCAAUACAUAGUGAAGAAAAGUAUAACGAUCUUGGAUUAAAGGAUAACAGAAAUAUUAAAGGUUCUCAAGCCAAUCAAAAACUAAGUGGUCCAUGUAUCGAACAGUUGCGUCUUAAUGGGGUUUCUGGACAGGAUAUAUUAGACCAGUUAAUAGAAGGUAGCACAACUUUUGAACAAAGAACACAAUUCUCUCAACAAAAGUACCUGAAGAAAAAGAAAAAUCGGCACUUAGGCCUAUUCUCAAUCGAAAAACCUCAAGCACGUAUAUUCUUUGAAACGUACAGUAAUCUCCGUCCUGAAAAGUGUCUUGGGCUGCGUUUCGAGACAGUAUGUCGUAUCCUGUCUUAUGCUAAUAUUCAUGCAGGGUCAACUGUUCUCCUUUGUGAAACUUGUUCUGGACUCAUCACAACUGCUGUACUCGAACGUAUUGGUAUAGAUCAACCAAAAGGAUCUGUGAUUCAAUUUUAUCAUGGUUCAUCGGUCCCAAAAUCAGAAAUUAGUUCUGCAUAUGCAGAUCUGUACAGUAAUAAAGUACAUCCUGUUCGUUUAUUAGAUGUAAUACCAAUUCUGUUAUACAAGGCUACUUUAGAUAACAACCACAAUACUGAGCCCAAUCAUUUAAAUACUAACGAUUUCGAAUUUCCGGCUAAAAUUCGUAAAAUUGAUGAAGAUAUCUCUUCCGAGGAAACAGUUCAAACUGAAAUAGAUCAAGACAUAUCAAAACAGUCCAAAAGCAAUGAACAGUAUAUUUCAUCAUUCAAUCAAAUUUUCGGAAACGAUCGUCCUUCACCUGAUUCACUAGUCAUAGUUAGUCGAUUUCAUCCAGUCGACUUAACUUUAAUAUUACUUCAAUUUCUACCUAUUGGACGACCAUUUGUAGUUUAUACACAAUAUAUACAGCCCCUCGUUGAACUGUACAAUAUUUUAAAACGACGUGGUGGAAUAACACAUCUUCGUUUAACCGACAGCUGGUUUCGUUAUAUCCAAGUAUUGCCAGAAAGAACGCAUCCAGAGAUUAAUAUGUCAUGUUCAAAUGGUUACCUUUUAACUGGUUAUACAGUUGAACCUGUAUUAAGUACAACCGAAUUAUUAAAAUCUGGACUUUUAUCAUCUUGUGGUUGAUUUAAUGCCUAAAAUACUUUUGUCCUUUUGUUCGAAAUUUAUGGGUGAUGUAUGUAUAUAUAUAUAUAUCUUCCUUGCAUAUUUUUGUAAUUAAAAUGGUCAAUUUUCGAAUCAAAUAUUUUUGGAUUUCUUUUAAC
Molecule: messenger RNA, 1559 nt
Organism: Schistosoma turkestanicum
Lineage: Eukaryota; Metazoa; Platyhelminthes; Trematoda; Strigeidida; Schistosomatidae
Source: the annotation of a GenBank genome assembly